Molecule: messenger RNA, 1697 nt
Organism: Siniperca chuatsi (mandarin fish)
Lineage: Eukaryota; Metazoa; Chordata; Actinopteri; Centrarchiformes; Sinipercidae
Product: V-set and immunoglobulin domain-containing protein 1-like
Exons: 7
Coding region: 50-1045 (331 amino acids)
Biological process (GO): epithelial cell morphogenesis; maintenance of gastrointestinal epithelium
Cellular component (GO): plasma membrane
Source: RefSeq, a predicted model, not a curated record
AACCUUGCCUAUGAUACUGUAAGGUUUUUAUCCUCUCUUCCGGUGCAGCAUGCAAGAGUCAGUGCUCAGACUGCGGAAAGUUCAGUUCUUAAGAAACUCUGCGAGUGUACUCCAACAUUCUGUGAAGAUGUUUCGCUUGUUGGUGCUUAUAAGCAUAAUAGGAUGUGUUGAACUGAUCACAGUCACGACUCCGCAGAAAUAUGUCAAUGUUACAAGGGGUGGAAGUGUCCUACUCCAAUGUAUGUUUGUGACCACUGAGCAGACCAACGGCCUCACCAUCCAGUGGGAUUUUAUUUCACCGUCCUCCAUGAGGCCACAGCAGGUGUAUUACUAUCAAUCAGGAAAGGAUGUCAUUACAAGAUCUUAUGAGGGCAGGCUUCAGCCUCCCUCUUCUCCCGGCACGACCAACAACGCCUCAGUAGUAAUAAGCGACAUGCAACCAUCAGAUGCCGGAGUCUACACCUGUGAGGUUCACAACUUUCCUGAUGUGGACGGACAGUCACAGGCCAAUAUCAUUGUGAAUGUUCUUGAGAGGCCCUCUGCUCCAUAUUGCUCCGUCCACGGUGACGUGGAAUCGGGUCACCUGGUCACUCUGACCUGUCACAGUGAGCGUGGGAGCCCGACCCCGACGUACACCUGGAUCAGACUGGAUCAGACUAAGACAAGGAGGCCUGUACUGGGAAGAAUGACCAAAACUGGAAUCCUGGAAAUCAGAAACAUAUCCCAGUUUGAGUUUGGGGAGUACCAGUGCAACGCUACAAAUGUGGUGGGAUUUUCAACUUGCACUAUAGAGCUGAAUCACGAAGUGGGAGAUGGAGUGAUUGCUGGUGCAGUGAUCGGCGCGUUGCUCGGGUGUGUCCUAAUCGUCCUGGUCGUGUGGUUCAUCGCUCACACUGUGAAGAAACACAAAUACAAAGCGGUCAAAGUAUCCGAGGCCAACGAGAUGAAGAGGAGCCCUCCUCAGGCCCAAGAAGCCUCAGAUAGCGUUCCCGUGGCAACCGCAGCCAGCAACCUCCAUGCUGAGGGAGAUGAGCCACAAGCCUAAAAAAAGGCCUGUUGAAAUCAACAGGAGCAACGUCACUAUUCUGAAUAACAGGAUCCAUGAUGUUCAGUCUCUAACAUACGUCAUUAAAUAUAAUCAAUAUGAUGGAGCUCAUGUUCAGGUUUGAAGUUGCAUUCUGUUACAGGUUUUCUGAAUCUAGAAAGGUACUAUGCUUACCAUUAAUUGAAUCUUUAACAGCUUUUUUCAUGUGCCAUUUUUUUAACUUGAAAUUUGCUUGAAUGUAGACACAAUGUUUGUCGGGCUUUUGUUUUACCUCAACUAUUACUUCUCAUAGUUAGUAUGGCAUUCAAACUAUGUUGUAUUGACCAGAGUCUGCAUCAUGCAAAUGAUCAGUGAGAUAAGCAACAAGCUCAUUCCAUUCCUUUUUUUUUAAUAUAAGACAUUAAUGUGUUUUAAAACCUAAUGAUAAAAGCAUACAUUCAAAUUUAAUCUUUUAAAUGAUAAAAUAUCUUAAGUAUUACAACUACUAUAGAAAACUGGAUCCUUUACCAGUUAAUGGAUAUAACAAUGGGCUUCCAGAUCGAUUUUUAGUUGAUCUUUGGUAAUACAAACUAUCAAGCAGCUGUGGAUGAAGUAUGACUUUUUUAUGUAAUAACGUUCAAAGAUCCUGAUUAAAUAAAAUAGUGUUUUCUGA